AUGGCUCUCAACAGCACCACGGGAGUGGGGUCCCCCGUGGAAGCAACAACGCCCCCAAGAGAGACCCUUGAUGCGCUGCAGCUGGAGGUAUGCAGGCUGCGCGAGGAGAAGCGGCUGGCGGGUGAAAUUUUCUCAGAGACAAUUUGCAGCUAUGAAGAGGAAGUGCGGCAGCUCAAGGAGGCUCUUGCUGCUGCGCAGCAGCAGCCGAAAUCCCGCACGCUAGCAGCAGCAACAGCAGCAGCAGCAACAGCAGCAGCAACAGCAGCAGCAGCAGCGGCGCGAGGAACCCGCUCGUCUUCUCAGCCAAGAAGUCGAGCGCGAGACAAGGCCGCAGCAGCAGAUGCAGCAGCAGCCGCAGUGGCAGCAACAACAGGUUCAACAUCAUCAGCAGCAGCAGCAGCUGCUGCUGCUGCUGCUGUUGCUGCUGCUGCUGACAGCCAGCUACCCUUCUCGCGUUCGCAGUCCUCCACCAUAGCUGGCAGCAGCAGCAGCGAGCAGCAAGACACAUCAUCAGCAGCAGCAGCAGCAGCAGCAGCUGCUGCUGCUGCUGCUGCUGCUGCUGACGAUGAAGAUGAUGAUGAGGCCCCCCUAUUCUCAAGGGGGCCCCCAUCAAAAGCUUCCCUUACCCGUUUUGGGUCCAUGCCGGAGACCCCCAAGUGGCGGGGGGCCCCCAGGGGGGCCCCCAGGGGGGCCCCCAGUUUCUUUUCGAGGAAGCAAACUUCCGAGUCCCUUGAGGGAAAGUCUUUGGAGCGGGAACCGCCCAGGACCGGAAGUCAUGGGGCCCAAAGGCUGCAGGGCUCUCGAUCUUGGAAGACACUUCUUUUUAGCAAGGACCGUUUUGGCAGCGGCAAAACCCUAAUGGCUGCAGACUCUAGCCAGCCCCCGCCUCUUUCCUCUUGGCGCUACAGCUGCAUUCGCCAUUUGGGCAGUCCGCCCCGUGGGGGCCCCUCGGGGGGCCCCCAGGGGGCCCCCCAGGGGGGCCCCCCGGGGGCCCCCAGGGGGGGCCCCACUCGGGGGGCCCCCUCCUCUGCUGUGUGGGUGGACAGCAUUUUGGCGGAGUGGGACAGGCAAAAGGAGACAGCCGAAUUUGAGUUAAUGCUGCAGCAAGGAGUGCCUCACGACGUGAGGGGAGAAGUGUGGAAGAGAGCUCUGGGGGACCAGCUGCGCCUGAGCCCCCGCUACUACGAGUUGCUGCUGGCGCGAAUGAACACAGCGCGAAGACAUUUGCUGCUGACAAAUGCAAAGUACAGAGAGAGAAUAGAAUGCAUAGGGGGGGCCCCCCUGCCGGCUGUGGGGGCCCCCCCCCAGGGGCCCCGCAGCGGGGGGGCCCCCCUGGACCCCAAACAGGGGCCCCCAAGUGACGCGCCCGCCGUCUGCAGCAGAUGUGGGGCCCCCCGAGAGUCCGUUUCCGCGAACAGUGACGGCAGCAGCAGCAGCAGCAACAGCAGCAGCAGCAGCAGCAGCAGCACGGGCUGCUUCAUGUGGGAAGAUGAGGUAUUUAGUUCGUUUCUGGCCAUCUCUGCGGACCUUCACCGCACUUUGCCGCGUUUGGGCCUUUUCAGUUCUUCGGGGUCUUCUGCUGCAGCAAAGACACAGCCAGGAGACGCAGCAGCAGAAGCAGCAGCAGAAGCAGCAGCAACAACAGGUCCCGCUGCUGCUGCUGCUGCUGCUGGGCACGGGAAAGAGGGGGAGGGAGCUGUCUCUGGCGAUGCGUCGGCGCCGCGUGAGGCCUCAUCUGGAGACGACGCAGCAGCAGCAGCAGCAGCAGCAGUGGCUGCUGCUGCUGCUUCCGACCCCUUGCCGUCCGACGUGGAUAGCAGCAGCAGCAAGAGCAGCACAAGCACCAGCAGCAGCAGCGGGAGCAGCAGCAGCAGGCGAGAAGGCGCCUGUAUCGGAGCGGGUUUGCCCAGCUCGGCCGCUGCUGCAGGAGCUGCUGCUGCUGCUGCUGCUGCUGCUGUGAAAGAGCCAUUUGGGCCCCGCGGUUCCCACGCUGCUGCUGCUGAGUCAUCAGUUGCUGGCGGCCCCCCCGAGAGCCCCCCAGCGGCCCCCGGGGGCCCCGCGGGGCCCCCCGGGGCCCCGCCCGGGGGCCCCCCCGGGGGCCCCCCGGGGGCCCCCGGGGGCCCCAGCGCAGGCGCGGGGGCCCCCAACCUCCCCCCCCCUUCGCAGGCAGUGACUCCUGUACCCUUUGGAGUGUCUUGGGGGGACCGAAUGGAACCUUUUUUGCAAAAUGUUUUGGAAGUUUUUGUGAUGCUGCGGCCGGACUUGGGUUAUGUGCAAGGAAUGGCAUUUGUUGCUGCGACGCUGCUGCUGUACAUGGACGAGUACUCGGCCUUCGUCUGCUUCGCCAACCUCAUGCUGCGGCCGUCGCUGCAUGCGUUUUACACCUUCGACAUGGCCACAGUCCAGGGCUACUUCCGCACUUUCGAUUUGCUGCUGAGGGAGAAGCACCCGCUGCUGCUGCAGCACUUUCAGCAGAUUGGACUUCAAACUGACGUUUUCCUUGUGGACUGGAUGUACACCUUAUUCACUAGGUGUCUUCCUUUUGAGCUCCUAGGCCGCGUGUGGGACUUGUUCAUCAUUAAAGGAGAUGUUCUUCUCUUCCAGGCAUCGCUCGCGAUUGUGUCUUACUUCCAUGAAGAGCUGCAAAAAGGAUCGCUAGAUGAAUGCAUGGCCAUCCUUUCUCCCUCCACGACAACACGCUUCCAAGCCAUACAUUCUGAGCGUUUUCUCUCGCUUCUGUUUGGCAUAGAAUUGACCCCUCAGCGUUUGGAAAGUCUUAUGUCAGAAGUUCAAAAAACUUUAAAUGAAAAAAGAAAAAAAGAACAAUUGGGGCCCCCAGAAGGCCCCCACCGUUCGGCGAUGCAGCAGCUCAACGGCGGCGGCGCAGCAGCAGCUCCCGCUGCAGCAGAAACUGCUGCUGCUGCUGCAGAAACUGCCGCUGCUGCUGCUGCAGAAACGCCGGAUGCAGCAGCAACAGCAGCAAAUGAUCUAUCUGAACACGCAGAGGGGGCCCCAAAAGAACAUUCGGGGGGCCCCUCCUCGCGCAUGCGUCUGCGUUCCUUUACUUGGACUGCUGAGGGGCCUGAAGGCGAGUAG
Messenger RNA from Eimeria necatrix, 3096 nucleotides. RefSeq names its product TBC domain-containing protein, putative. The record is from RefSeq and is a predicted model, not a curated record. Lineage: Eukaryota; Apicomplexa; Conoidasida; Eucoccidiorida; Eimeriidae. Bases 1 to 3096 code for a protein of 1031 amino acids. The transcript is spliced from 9 exons.